This is a messenger RNA of Elephantulus edwardii (Cape elephant shrew), 1059 nucleotides long. Its product is annotated as actin, clone 211-like. The record is from RefSeq and is a predicted model, not a curated record. Lineage: Eukaryota; Metazoa; Chordata; Mammalia; Macroscelidea; Macroscelididae.
AUGGUGCUAGAGAGUCUGACAUAUUCAAGUGUAGCAGGUACGGGAAGCUACUGGUUCACAACCAAGAAGCAAAGAGGUGAGGAGCCAGAUGCAGGAUCUAAGCGUGACAUCGCUGCGCUGGUGGUUGACAACGGCUUCGGCAUGUGUAAGGCCGGCUUCGUGGGCGAUGACACCCCUCAGGUUGUCUUCCUCUCCAUCGUGAGGCGCCCUCAGCACCAGGACAUGAUGGUGGGCGUGGGCCAGAAGGACUCCUACUUGGGGGAGGAAUCCCAGAGCAAGAGAGGCAUCCUGACCUUCAAGUACCCCAUUGAGCAUAGCAUUGUCACCAACUGGGACGACAUGAAGAAGAUCUAGCACCACACUUUCUACAACGAGCUGCGUGUGGCCCCCGAAGGGCACUCUGUGCUGCUGACGGAGGACCCCUGAACCCCCAAGGAUAACCGGGAGAAGAUGACCUAGAUCAUGUUUGAGACCUUCAACACCCCUACCAUGUACGUGGCCAUCCAGGCCAUGCUGUCCCUGCUACAGCUUCACCACCACAGUUGAACGGGACUUGUGCGUGACAUCAAGGAGAAACUCUGUUAUGUUGCUCUGGACUUGGAGCAGGAGAUGGCCACGGCGGCUUCCCCGUCCUCCUUGGAGAAGAACUAUGAGCUGCCAGAUGGGCAGGUCAUCACCAUUGGCAAUGAGCGUUUCCGCCGCCCUGAGGCACUCUUCCAACCUUCCUUCCUGGGCUUGGAGUCUUGUGACAUCCAUGAAACUACCUUCAACUCCAUCAUGAAGUAUGAUGUUGACAUCCACAAGGACCUCUACGCCAACACAGUGCUGUCUGGCAGGACCACCACGUACCCAGGCAUCACUGACAGGAUACAGAAGGAGAUCACAGCGCUGGCCCCCAGCACGAUGAAGAUCAAGAUCAUCGCUCCCCCUGAGCGCAAAUACUCCAUGUGGAUUGGUGGCUCCAUCCUGGCCUCUCUGUUCACCUUCCAGCAGAUGUGGAUCAGCAAGCAGGAGUACGACGAAUCUGGCCCCUCCAUCAUCCACCGCAAAUGCUUCUAG